Ooceraea biroi (clonal raider ant) is the source of this 2010-nucleotide messenger RNA. It is a transcript of the gene lolal, whose product is annotated as longitudinals lacking protein-like. Gene Ontology annotation, cellular component: nucleus. Lineage: Eukaryota; Metazoa; Arthropoda; Insecta; Hymenoptera; Formicidae. Gene Ontology annotation, molecular function: protein binding. Gene Ontology annotation, biological process: regulation of transcription by RNA polymerase II. The record is from RefSeq and is a predicted model, not a curated record.
UCCGUCAUCGGAAAGACUCGAGUCCAGCCGAAUUUCGCCUCGCCGUGACACCAGCAACAACAAAAAAUCCGUGGCGAUCGCGCUUGAAAAAGUUUUCAGCGCUGCGUAUUUCUCUCGAUACGUGUGAUACCCUGCUCGUCCCACCCUUCAACGUCUCCGUCUCUCCAACGGGGUGCUAAGUCUCAUCGGCAACACGUCGCCGUUUCGUCCAGGAUUCGGCGGCCCGUCGACGACGCGAAACUGCCCAGGUACGCAGGAGUUAUAGGGCAACCUCGGCGCGCACAAUGGCGGGAGAGCAGCAGCAGUUUUUUCUCAAGUGGAACGACUUCCAGUCGAACAUGGUGUCGUCGUUCAAGCACCUGCGUGACGAGAAAAGCUUCACGGAUGUGACACUGGCUUGCGACGGUCAGACCUGCAAGGCCCACAAGAUGGUCCUGUCCGCCUGUAGUCCUUACUUCAAAUCCCUGUUAGAGGAGAAUCCGUCCAAGCAUCCGAUAAUAAUUCUAAAGGACGUCGCAUACAGCCACCUGCAAGCCAUCCUGGAGUUCAUGUACGCGGGGGAGGUAAACGUCUCCCAGGAUCAGCUGCCGGCGUUCCUCAAAACGGCAGAUCGGCUCAAGGUCAAAGGACUGGCCGAAGCGCCCGGUGCCAUCAAGAGAGAAGGUUAAAGACACGCACGCGAUCACGGUCUUUGAAAAGCGUGUGGACUGAUGAAAAAAAAGAAACAGUGUAAUAAUGUAAAGUGAUUGCGCGAAACACAUGUGAGACACAAAAUGCGACACAUACUACGCACACGCUACACAUACACGUACCUAUACACACACAUACACACACGAUAUACUAAUAUAGAUAUAUGUAAAAAGGAUGAACAAGACACUGCGUGUGCACGACUCAAGGUCCUCUGGUUCAUGACUUGGAUCAACACACGGCGUGGCGAUGUAAUAUAUAUAAUGCCUUUCUCCUUAAUCUCAGUUGAAACGUUAAAAAACUGUAUUGUAUCGUAUGCGUGCAUACAGAUAGGAGGCGAGAUGUUGAUGUUUGUCUUGAACCCAUUGCGCCACAUUGCGUUGCGGCGGCAACAAUAACAACAACAACAACAAUAAUAACAACUGAUUAUUUUUUUAAAGCGAUGCGCCGCGAAGCACCGAGUGAGUCGCGAUAGUUUACGAUGCACGCUGAUAUUGCGGCGGUCUUGAUGGAUCAGUCGGCAGAUACACGAGGAUGCACCAAGCCAUCCUGUAUUGUACAACGCCCGUUUUUUCAUGCCGAUCUACCUGACUCCAUAGCACACGUCCUACCUAUCGGUUUCCUCUCUACUCGACAGAUCUGUUCACGAAGCAUCGUUGUCUCUCGCCGUCUGUUCGUCACGAAAUCCUUAAAGAAUCGCGGCAGCGUUCUGCCGACAGGAAUCUCGUGUCUUCACAGAUAUUGAUGCGUGCUCUUUAUCUGUGGAAUAUCUUGAUCGCAAGAAAUAGAUGGUAGUUGUUAUGAUUUCAUCUUGCGCGAAAUCGCGUGCGGAUUUCGAAGAGUGAAUCGUUGCAUCAUCGUCCGAUCGGUUCUGUUCUGCAUUCGUCGUGGAUAGAUCUGCAAAACACCCUUCUCCCGGCAAAUCAUCUGAGAAAUCUGAUCAAAUCAGGUUUACUGGAAGUAGUAACGUGCGCGUGUCCACACUGUUAACAUGUAACGUUUGCUUUUCCGUCGGUGUCCGCGAUGAGAGACGAAAAUGUCUCUGGAUUCCGGCAUGGGAUGUAAAAAGGAAAAGAAAAAGAAAUGCGAAAUGGAAUUGUUCGUAACAGCAAGCAUGAUAUCGACCCCCGAGUACGAGUUACCUCUUCUAGUGAUCAUGAUUUCUACUUAACCAAAUACUGCCAGUAUUUGUACCGGCGUAUUCACAAUAUUACCGAUAUAGACCAAAUUUAUUUAUGAUAAUAAUAUAUUAAUGGUUGAAUGUCUUGAAUCUUGAGGGAAGGUUAUUGUAAUAUAUGCGAAGUAAAUUUUUGUAAAGUCGGA